Messenger RNA from Cladocopium goreaui, 1705 nucleotides. NCBI's taxonomy places the organism in Eukaryota, Dinophyceae, Suessiales, Symbiodiniaceae. The record is from the annotation of a GenBank genome assembly.
UCUUCUCCGACUCUUCGGAUUUUUUCUGUGGGAAACAACCCACAGUUGGUGGUGCGAGUUCGGGGCCAUGUCAUCCAAAGAGCGAAGCGGAGUUGCCGGGGGGGCGGAAUUGCCCAGCUAUUUGAAGAUCGUCAAGCAGCUGGGCCGUGGUGCAUAUGGUACCGUGUACCUUUGCGAAGACAAGAAAUCUGGGGAGCAGGUGGCAGUGAAGCACGUGAAACAAGCGGCACGCCAAGGGAAGAGCAUGCUGCGCGAGAUUCGGCUCCUGGCGCGGCUGCGCCACGAGAAUCUGCUCUUUCUCUUGGACUUUCCAGCAGUGUCAUCCCCGAACUUUGAGGACAUCUACCUGGUUCUGCCGUACUUGGCCUCCGAUCUUCACAAGAUCAUCCAAUCGCAGCAGGCCUUGACUGAGAAGCACGUGCAGGUGAUCUUGGUGCAGAUCUUGCGCGCCAUGGAGUACCUUCACGCCAGUGGGGUUGCCCACCGGGACCUGAAACCGGCCAACAUCUUGCUGUCCUCGGAUUGUAAACUGAAAGUCUGCGACUUUGGACUGGCGCGUGGCGGCCUGGGCAUGGACGGCGAUGAGCCAGAGGAGGCAUGUGGAGUCUUGACGGAAUAUGUGGUCACGCGCUGGUACCGGGCCCCGGAGGUAAUGUUGCUCCCCAAGCAGUAUUCAACAGCCGUGGACAUUUGGUCCGUUGGUUGCAUCCUUGGAGAAAUUCUUGGCAGAAAGGCCAUGUUUCCCGGCAAGAAUCACAUUGACAUGGUCUGCAUGGUGUCUAAAGUCUUGGGCAAUCCUGCGGACACCGAUCUGAAUUGGCUUCCCAAGGACACAGAUGCGUACCGGUUCCUGCGCAAGGUUUGUCCUCAAGGUUCUGGCGUGAACUUGGCAACGAUGUAUCCGCGCGCUUCUUCGUCCUGCUUAGACCUGCUGAAGGCUUUGUUGCGCUGGAGCCCCCAAGAGCGCAUCACGGCAUCCGAAGCUCAAAAACAUGAGUAUGUGAAACACUACUACCCCCGUGAGCCUCCUCAGCCCCCAGAGCCCUUUGACUGGACCUUUGAUGGCUUCAAACCAACGGCGAAGACAGUUCAGGCGAAGUUGUACGAAGAGUGCGUCAGGUACCAUCCCGAGAUCCGUGCGCGCGAUGGCUUGUCACCGCGCGGAGCUGCCGCUGCAGGCUACCCGAAAGCUGCUGAUACUCAGGUUCGCUCAGAUCGAUCCCCGAGGAAUUCUCAGCGAGACGCAACUCCAACCAGGGCAGCGGCAGCACCCAGAUCCAUCACACCAGUGCGGGGUGCGCUCAAUGGUUUGGCUCGGGCGGCGAUGCGUUUCCGCUCCACCACCCCGCCGCCCAAUUCCACACCCCGCGGCUCGGUGCGCAGCCAGGCGCAGCCAGUGAAAGCAUGAAGCCAAAGCCAAGGCACUGAGGCGGCAGUUUUUCCGCUGCGGAAUGCGUAGCUUGCGUAGCUUAGCUUGCUCCUUGGCACUCCAUAGGAGUGCGACCUGUCUUAUGCCAGUGUGAGACUUUGUGCCAAGCACAUGCGACAGGUGCGACGCUGUGUGACUUGGGCGGGCUCCUCCUCCUUAAUGCAUUGGCUUAAGGAACCAGGAGCAGCCUCUUGCCUUUCGGAGGUAUCUGCCCAGGCAGUAGGGCAAAGAAACAAAGCUUUGCACUUUACAGUAUCAGAUUUUGUCGAACAUCAC